AUUCAGUUGAAUCAAACACUCAGCCAGGCACCUCGACUACCUACCCCUAUCUUAUAAGGUUGACAAGAAGUAGGAGUUUGACCAAUCCCAUUCAUAUACAGCACGACUGCUCGAGAUUUGCCACACCUAUACUCACACAGGGUCAAAACUCCUACAAACACUAAUAGCCAUGUUUACCGUCCAAGAAACCGGUGGAGAUGCCACAUCCCUAAGCAAGGACAUUUUAUUAGUUUUCUACACUCUCCCGGAGAGAAAGGAACGGAUAAAGGAAUGGAUGGAGCACAUCACCAAUCGCUUCAAGGGUCUUAAAGUCCGAUGGGUUAGCGCGAUAAACCCCGACCACACCAUCGUAAAGCCUACGGACCUAGCCUCGGAUAUAUGGGACGGCGUGACGAUGCUUUCCACAUCCACGCCGCCUCCCGCCGAACUGAUACCCAACGUCCGCUUCGUCCAUGUAAACUCGGCCGGCGUGGAUAAGUGGCUGAACCAUCCCACUUACCAGAAUGGGAACGUCCUGUUUUCUACUUCGAACGGCAUUCACGCCCCACAGAUUGCGGAAUGGGUUAUCGGCGCCUGGCUCUCGCAUCAGCAUAUAUUCAUGCAUUACCUUUCGAAUAUGAAGACGGGGACCUGGGAAGCGCCCUUCGCAGCGGCCGUCAACGAUUCAACAGGACAGCGAAUUGGUAUCUUAGGGUACGGUGCGAUUGGGAGACAAUGUGCUCGCUUGGCUAGCGCCUUGGGUCUGGAGAUCUAUGCUUAUACGCGCCGCAAGCGGGAUGCCCCAGAGUCGCGCAAGGACGAUAGCUACUGCGUACCGGGCACCGGAGAUCCUGAUGGGAUCCUACCGGCAAAAUGGUUCCACGGUGCGCGCAAGGAGGUAAUCAACGAGUUCCUCGCGCAGAGCCUCGACCUAUUGGUUAUCAGCUUGCCGCUGACGCCGGAAACACGACAAAUCAUCUCCGAGGAGCAGUUCGAGAUCCUUAGCAAGAACAAGACGUUCGUGGUGAACGUUGCGAGGGGAGGCCACAUCAACCAAGAUGCGCUCCAGAAGGCGCUCGAGACAGGCCAGAUCCGCGGUGCUGCGAUAGAUGUCACGGAUCCUGAGCCUCUCCCCAGCGAGCAUCCUUUAUGGAGGGCCCCGAACCUCCUGAUCACUCCGCACGUAAGUUGGAAGGCCGACCAGGUCUUAGACAGGCAUCUGGAUAUCCUAGAACUUAAUCUUGAGAAGUUGGCCACCGGAAAGCCGCUCCUCAACGUCGUCAACCGCAAAUUGCACUACUGAAACGUGAUACAUAGAUAGGUAGGGCGAAGCAUGUGCAAAGGGAUGGUAAGCUCAAUCCGUUGAAGCAUUUCAGCUGGGAACGGGACAUACCUAAGGUAGCAAGUUGGUAAAUAGAAGUUAGAUGUGAAUAGAACCCCGACAUAGUCCUACA
This is a messenger RNA of Daldinia caldariorum, 1433 nucleotides long. RefSeq lists its product as uncharacterized. The coding region runs from base 170 to 1282 and encodes 370 amino acids. Gene Ontology annotation, molecular function: NAD binding. The record is from RefSeq and is a predicted model, not a curated record. The transcript is spliced from 3 exons. Lineage: Eukaryota; Fungi; Ascomycota; Sordariomycetes; Xylariales; Hypoxylaceae.